Messenger RNA from Porites lobata, 30440 nucleotides. The record is from the annotation of a GenBank genome assembly. NCBI's taxonomy places the organism in Eukaryota, Metazoa, Cnidaria, Anthozoa, Scleractinia, Poritidae.
UUCGGCUACAACAAGCUUAUUCCACGGUCUCACGAUCGCGUUUGCAGCUUGCAGUUCGCGUUUGAACGGCACGAAGGGCCUCCAGCGGUAAGUGACUUAAGGUAAGGUUUUUUGCCACUAAAAAUUGUACAGCCUCGCGUUUAAAGGCACGAAAUGGCUUGUUAUAUCCGUCUGGGAUGUGUUUAUUGGAUUUUUGAACUCAAAUCAUCGAAUUAUUCCUGGUUUUCGGGCGAUAAAAGUGAUGUACUUCGACUUGAUGAAAAAAAAAGAUGGCGGCACUAAACAACAAAUGAACGCAUAACUAAAAUUUGAAAUCUUAGCAAUGUGAUAUGAAUUUGGUUCCAGUGUCUCAGACUAAUGGUUAAGGCCGAAUAACCUUCGAAAAUAAGAGGGGUUGAAAAAUACGAUUUAAGAAAUAAUAAACCCCUGUCAUCAGGCUCCAACUUGAAUUAGAUAUCUUAGGCCCGGUUCAGACGCCGUAAUGAGCCUAAUACAUUGAACCUAAUACAUUGAAUUUCGGCGUCUGAAUCAACUAGUAGCGCCUGUUUCAAUUUGGAACGUCUCAGCCGUUCUUUCCGCCUAGCCGGGCCGGGAAUUUUGCAUUUGGAUCGACUUUGGGACGCCUUUGAUUCAGACGCCGAACUUUUCAUGUACUGAACCUAAUGCAGAUAUUCUUGUAACAUAUUUUAUUAGCAGUUUGACCGAAUUGAGAAUUGUUCUCCUGUCUGAAUUUGGUUCGGCUAGAACUAAGAUCGGCGUCUGAAUCAAUUCAGCCGGUCUAAAUAAUCUGGGUCGGUUUUAAUUCGAAUUAGGUUCGGCUCAUGAAAAAUACGGCGUCUAAAUGUGCUACUAUACAGCCGAUUUUUUAAACUCUGUAUCACCGCCUUGUGAUGGUCUUUGAAUAAACCAGAAGCGCGACAAUCAGUAAGCUGUCAAAACUUCCUAGGAAACUACCGGUUCGUAGGCAAACUACAUCCUAAUGUAGAACUAAUCUAACAUUUGUCUAUUACACUCAUCUGCAAUGUUGGUUAAAAUCACUUUUCGGAAACAAAUCCGCUAGAGACAUUUACCCUUCGGAAUCAGCAAUGCUAUGUGGUUGCUUCGAUACAGCAUUUAUUAAACAGCUUCCCUAAUCGGCCGCACUUUUUCUUUGCGACCUGAAUAACAAAUUGUAUAAACGUUUGGAUGUAAAAAGAGGUCUAAGAAAAUUGUUACCGUUCCACUGCUGGAAUUAUUCAAAGCAGACAGCAACACAGCAAAUCCGUCAGCCUGAACAACUAGCGUCCUUAUGCAAAUUUCCGUAAAGAAUUUGAUGCGUAACACCGCAGUUAGCUAUUAUUUUCAUAAAAAAACUGAAGGCUUGCAUGGUAUAGGGUGUUACCAUUCACCAUAUCUUGAUACAGACCUACAGAUCGUUUUCACUGUCACGCAACAAAAAAGUAGAUUGGAAACCGUCCAGUAGAAGAAGGCAAGAAAAGGAAAUGUUAUAAAAGACUAAUAUAAAAACAAUUUGUCCAAGUCCCAGGUCUUUGUGGCCCAGAGUUUCUGAGGUAUUUGCCGCAACGUUUCACGCAUCUUUGCAGAGCAUUGUGCGGAGACGCCAUAUUGGUGUACCGUUUUGGUGCACCAAUAUGGCCGCCAGAAAUCAACAAAAACAUCUGGAGUACAGGUAGCACUGGUACUGGAGGAAAGCUCAGCACAUCUAACAAAACGCCAUCGGGCACAGAAACAAUACAACGUUUCGGUCAAAAGCACUCAGCGCGUCCUGCUAACUAGUUAGGAAUGACAGUCAGAGUUUAGUUUGUUCCUCGGAAUGCAAGAUAUACGGCUACAAGGAAGCUUGCAUUCGUUCGUCGAAAGUCCCCGGAAAACUUUUUUUUUUUUUCACCCAAAAAGUCUCUCCAAAGUUUCCCGUAAAGGUCUUCAUGUGUUUUUCUUAAACGCACCGAUUUUUUGGACCCGAAAAUGAGGACGUAAUUUUAACUCCGAUAAUUCUCGGGUGCUCAAUGAGAGAUCCUGAAAACUUUUGAGAGACUUUUCAGGCGGCAAAAUUAGUCCUUGUGAGCAUUGGCUGACUAAAAGUGCGGAAAGCUUACAGAAGUCAGGCUUCACUUUUUAAAAAACACACAAUGCAGACAAUCCUUCUCAAACAGACGGACAGUGAAAUUAACUUUGACGUGGUGGAUAACAAAAAAAGAUAAGACGACUAAUAUAUUCAGGCUUCUAGAUUUGUUUUAUAACCCCUACUAGUUUUGAGGUACUUUAGGCAAUUACAUAAUCUCGUUCAAAUGGCAUGUUCGAAUCACUUUUAUUGUAGUAAUUUUGAACCAAAAAAGAAGACAUUAUUUUACUCGCUUCUUUCUGCAAUGUGUCGGUAAGCUUAAACAGAAGCUAAAUUUUUAACAGGCCUCUGAAUUUUUGUAAAAAUAUAUGUAUGUAUGUAUAUAUAUAUAUAUAUAUACUUGUAUUCUGGGUAGAACGUAUUCCGUAGAGCGCUCAAUUCAUUUAAUUGAAGAGCAUUGAUUAUUAAUAAUCACAGUAGUUCAGGCUUCAGGAGUAAUCAUUGAUCGUUUAUUGCGACAGUGCUGUUUCGUAUGGUCCGAAAUUGUAGGACCACACUCAUCAGGCAACUUCAACGAUUGACCGUUAAAAUUAAAAGCUGGCAGUAAAUAUAGGGAUGCGUUAAGAGAUAGUAUCUAGGUAACAGAUGGAUUGUGUCUUAGUUACGUUACUCUAGAGUUCUGAAGUACAUAUCUGUUUCUGUGGGGGCAUGAACUUGCUAGUUCGUUUCGCCUGUUUAGGCUACAAAGCUCUUUUUUACAAAUGAUGAUUAACAAACCUUUCCAGAUAAAAUGGAAAGUUUUAAAGAAAUGUAAAGCUUAUAGCAACAUUAGCAAAAAAUGUAAUCUUUGUCUUUAUGAAAAGUUUAUCAUCAUUUGUAAAAAAGAGCUUUGUAGCCUAAACAGGCGAAACGAACUAGCAAGUUCAUGCCCCCACAGAAACAGAUAUGUACUUCAGAACUCUAGAGUAACGUAACUAAGACACAAUCCAUCUGUUACCUAGAUACUAUCUCUUAACGCAUCCCUAUAUUUACUGCCAGCUUUUAAUUUUAACGGUCAAUCGUUGAAGUUGCCUGAUGAGUGUGGUCCUACAAUUUCGGACCAUACGAAACAGCACUGUCGCAAUAAACGAUCAAUGAUUACUCCUGAAGCCUGAACUACUGUGAUUAUUAAUAUAUAUAUAUAUAUAUAUAUAUAUAUAUAGCGCAAUAGUGUAAUACAAUUAAAGGGACUGGUCGUUUAUUACCUAUGGGGUGUGGGCUGCCAUUUUGCUGGAGGUCAUUUUAAUAACUCUAAUGAAAAUGCAUGGUAUAAAGCAAUUUCCUCCUUUAAGUGAGUGGUGUUGGUUGAUAUUGUUUUGCUAAGCCCACUAACCAGCGACUAUGUCUUUCUCGGCUCUUGUUUCAGACCCAGCGGGAGAAACAAGAGCCUGUAAACGCGUCGGCUUUCUCAGGCUAGCGAGAUCGAGAGCAGACAGAUUUGCGUUGUUAAUACAGUCGAACCCGUUUUAAGGACACCCGCUUGAUACGGACACUCGUUAAAUUGGACAAGGGACAAUUGUUUGUCAAUUUCAGAAUAUUCUGGCAUGAAACGAGAUAUACAGAGAACGGGUUUUGAAUAGCUAAUGCCUUAUGUAUAUUUUAAUUCCACACUUUCUCCAGCAACGUAACUAACAUCAGUACACUCCCUUACAAAACUAGCUGAAAAUGCACAAUGUCCAAACCGAGAAUAAUUCAUGUACAGCAUCGCAACAUAAAUUAUUACAUGAAAAACAAUAAUACGCAAUACAAAAACAACUAUAAAAACACGUACUCUUGAAACAAAACUAAAGGUUUAGUGAUAAUAAUGCCUAUCACAACAGUUACGAAACCACGGUAACUGCGUUUUGCUUCCCCUUGUUGACAAUCAAUAAACAGCUAUUUCAAGAAAGGUUGUCAGGAAAAAUGUGCGCGCUAGAAUCCCGAAAGGUAAUAUGGGAUAUGAUCAAUACACUGUUCCUAACGACUGCAGCUGUCGAAAAUACUUUUGUUGCUUUUCAUUAGCACUCGCAAACAUAUGUCCGUGGAGUGAAGUCGCCAUAUAACACAGACAACACACGUUUUUCAACAACAUAUUGAUGCCUUCCUGUUCUUCAACAGUUGUCCAUUUCAUCCCUACUUUGCAAUUCACUCGGAUCAGAAACAUCCAACUCGUCCUAACCUGAGAUCAGGCCCAAUUUUAGCUGUUCUCAUACAUUCUCUCUAACGGCUUCCGCUAAAAUUAGGCCUGAUACAAACUCUCUCACAAGUUUGUGUUCACUGCGGCAACACUGAUUGGCUGUUAGAACAAUGCCACAAGAUCUGAUUGGCUGUUAGAAUCAACGGAAGUUGAAAGCGCUUUUUCCUCGAGUGGUUGUUUUCGUGAAUGAUCCACCAUCGGUGGAGAGAAGGAUCGAUUUUGCUGUAUUUUUUUAUUGUUUUAUGGUCUCAAGCCAGGAUAUGCACUAUUAUUUUUUUCCAAGCUUGCAAGUGGGCGGAAUCGUUGGCAGCUUCAUUUACAAGUUUGUUUGUUGUUUGUGAAUGAGCAAAACCCGUCAUUUUCAAACCAGUUUUCUUUUAAAACCUGCGCUAUUAUUAGUAUUAGCUACGGAAAUUGCUACAUUUUUUUUUUUUGUAUUUUAUUUAUUUAUUUUCUUUUUACAGGUAUAGUACAAACAACAUAAAGAUCGAAAAAUACAAACAUUACAAAAUUUACAACAACUACCUUAAUUACAAAAAAAAAAAAAAAUAGAAAAUAGAAUAAAUAAAUAAAAAGCUACACUGCACUACACUACAAGGCUUACAUAACUUAUUCGACUUGAACUUAAAAUACAGAGUAAUACAGGGAGUAUUAGAAAAACGAAGUUUGGAUAACAGCUACUGUUGUAUUAAUGGGAGUAACGGCUUCCAUUUUUUAUCAUGGAAAUGGAUUUUGUUGUUUCUUUUCGCGAUAAAACGUUCGGUUUGAAACGUUUUUUUAAAUUUAUCGACUAACAGUCUUACACAUAAACAGCCCUUAUUUAACUUACAGCGGUAAAUAAAAUAUUUGCUUUCAAGAAUGAUGUAAUUGACUAGAAUGCUUAUAUUAUCUGUAUCUAGGAUCCCAAAAAGGACAUUCAUGAUAUCAAAUCUAAUAGUUAUAUUAAAAGAAUCAAGUACAGACUUUAAAUCAUUCCAAAACAUGCUUACUUUUGUACAAUGGAAAAGAGAUGUUCUAUGGUCUCCAACUCCUUUUCACAAAAAAUCGCACAAGGGAGAAUCUACUUUUUUGAACUUAAACAGCAUCUUGUUCGUGUAUAAGAUCCUGUUUAAUAUUUUAUAUUGGAAUUCUCUUAAUUUAGUAUCCAAUGUUGUUUUGAAGGGCAGUAGAUAUAUCUUUUCCCAGUCCAACUGAAAUGUGUGUAUGCUGAAAGCUUCGUUAUAUUUCUUUUUUGCGCUGUUGGUAUACUGGAUAUCUUAGAAACAAAACUGUCAUAUAAUGACUUUGAUUUAAGAUUUUGAAAUUGACUUUUUCCCUUCAAUACGUAACUUGAAAUCAGUUUGGAUUAGAUCAUGAGCUUUUGAAGAGAUAGAGUUUUUAUUUGUUUUUAAUAUUUUGCGCCAUUCUUCAGGAAAAGCAUUGAAGAGACUGAAAAGUAGAAAAUGUUCAACUGGUGAGAGAGUUGAAUAUAAUGGUUCCUUGUUCGACUUGAAACCUCCCCACGUGUCGUAGAGGUCUCCAAUUUUACAAUUCCAAGAUCAAUCAGCCUACUGUUAUAGACUGACUUUGAUUCAAUACAAAUAAACUGGUUGUUCCAUAUGACCUGAUUUGCUAUUUCAGAGGAUGAGGAGGGGUUGUCUUCAUUUAAAAGGGUCCACGCCACAAUGCAUUCUUUGUAAAAUUCUGGAAGAGUUACCGGUAGUUUAGUGUAGUUAAAAUUGCAAUGAAACAAGAAUUUUCCCCUACUUUCUUAAGAUAAAAAUCCAGAAAAAACUUCCAGCCAGCGGGGUCAAUGGAGAGAUAUCUCUUAAUACAAAUUAUUCUUUGGGCAGAGAUCAUGGACUCAAUGUUAGGCAUUUUCAAGCCUCCUUUAUCAAUAGGGUUAAUAAAAGCUCUGCGCUUUUUACUUUAUCUUUUCCUUCCAAACAAAGGAAUAUAGCAAAGUAUUUAUUUUUUUGAUAAACUCUUCUUUAUUUGAAAUGAGAACAACCCUGUAUAAAAUCUUUGGUAUGGCGAAAGACUUGAUCACUUGAAUUUUUCCAAGUAGUGUAAGACCUCUCCAGCUCCAGCUCUUCAGCAAUCCCUCAGAGAUUUCUCGAUUGAUUCAAAGUUAAGCUUAUAAAACAGUGCGUGAUUAAAGGUGAAAUGAACCCCUAGGAUCUUUAUGGCCUUACUUAUUUCAUUAACACCUAGUUCUGAGCUGUUUACUUCCAUACUUCCUAGUAGAAGAAUUUCCGUUUUGUCGUGAUUGACCUUCAAUCCGGAGUAUGUACUAAACAGAUCGAUAGUAUCAAAAAGGGUGCGAUGCGAAAAUUUGUCCCUAACAAAUGAUGUCAUAUCGUCAGCGAAUAUAACUAAUUUGAUUUCGGAACCAUCCACCUCAAUACCCUUAAUUUGAUCGUUAUUACGUAUGGAUAAUGCCAAUAAUUCAAGUACUAUUAUGAAAAGAGAUGGCGAGAGUGGGUCGCCCUGGCGAACACCCCGUUUAACAUUGAAAGAGGGGGUGGAAAAACCAUUAUUGAAAACACAACUUGAUAUAUUAUUAUAAAACGUCUUGAUCCACCCCAAGAAGGAUUCUCCAAAGCCAAAGAACUCUAGCGAUUUGUGGAGGAAGUUCCAAUUUAGAGAAUCGAAGGCUUUCUCAAAAUCAAUUGCAGUCAUUAUACCUUGGUAGUCUCGCAUUUUAGUAAAUUCCAACACAUCGGUUAUCGUACGAGUUGCAUCAAAAAAUUGUUCGUCCUUUUACAAAGGCAUUCUGGUCAUAAUGGAUAAUAUGUGGUAGGACAUUUUCUAGCCUUUUAGCGAUAGCUUUUGAGCCAAUUUUAACAUCAACAUUUACCAGGGAAAUCGGUCUCCAGUUUUUUGUCCAUCUCCUAUCUUUGUCCUUUUUCUCAAUUAAAGUUAUUACGGCUUGCUUUUGCGAAUGUGAUAAUUCACCAUGAAAAUACGCAUAAUUUAAUGAGUCUACUAGAAAUGUUCCGAUUUCUGACCAGAAGAACUUGUAAAAUUCUAUAGUGAGGCCAUCGUUUCCAGGAGUUUUAUCGUUACUAAAGGUAGACAGAACCUUGAAACAUUCGGAAUAUGUUAAUUGACCCUCGCACGUUUCCCGCAUUGAGUCGGUUAACUUAGGAGAUGAGAGGGUAUCUUCCAGAAAAGGACAAAUCGAAUAGUCAGUUUGUAUUCCCUUUUCGUCAUAAAGUUCAGAAUAAAAACUGUGAAUUUCAGUCAUAAUAGUGUCCGGAACAGUAGUCUCUUCUCCAUUUGCUCGAAUAAGUUUUCGUAUGCAGCUUUUUUCUUAUUUCUGUUUUCCAGGUUUAGAAAAUACUUGUUGUUUCUUUCCCUUGUUCAAACCAUGUAGCGCGGGAACGAAUGAUUGAGCCUCUUACAAUGUAAUCAUACUCUUGUUCGUAUUCUGUUUUGACCGAUUCGAGGUUGGCAAGGUUUUCUUGCGUCGGUGAUUCUGCUAUUUUUUCCUCACAUAUUUUAAGCCUGUUUUCAAUUGUUUGAAUUCUAUUUCUCCUUUCUUUAGCUUUCAGUUUGCUAUACGAUAUACUUUCCCCGCGAAUUUUGUAUUUCAUCCAGUCCCAUUUAAUUCUCGAAUCAUCACAAAAUUAAUUUCGUCUAUCCACUUAGGAAAGUUCUCGCGUAAACGCUCAACGAAAAAGCGUCAUCCAAGAGACUGUUAUUGAACUUCCAAAAAGAUGGGCCACGCUGCUGAUCAUUUAGACUGUCAAUUUCUAAAGUUAUUGCAUGGUGAUCCGUUCUUAUAGCUGUCACUAUGUCGACUUUAGCUACGUCAUCUUGUAAUAGGUCACUAAUGAGCCAAUAAUCAAGGCGUCUUUGAAUAAUUGGGUUUUUUUGUCUCCAAGAAAAUUUCUUGCUAUUAGGAUUACGGAUUCUCCAGAUGUCAACUAAAUCAUAAUUCAGCAUAAUGUCCUCCACACACUUAACUGAGUCUUUUAACACAGGGUUUCCACCCGAACAAUCUAGGUCUGGGUCCAUAGUUACGUUCCAAUCCCCUCCUAAUAUAAUUUUGUAGUCAAAAUCAUUUUAUCCCUCAUCAUAGAUAAGCUCAGACAAUGUUUGGAAGAAUAACGAUUGCUUAGUGGUGGUAUUGGGAGCGUAAAUAUUUAUCAGAAGGAAUGGAACAUCUUGAAUAGUUGUCUCUAAAAUGAGGUACCUCCCAUCCUCAUCCGAUCGAAUUGAUUUCAAUUUGAAGUCAAAGGAUUUACGUAUAAGGAUGGCGACCCCACGACUAUGGUUAGAGCCAUGAGCGAAGUAAAUGUCCCCGGACCACUGCUUUUUCCAUUGAUUUUCAAUCUCUUCAGUGCUGUAAGUUUCCUGCAGAAAGCAGAUGUCUGAAUUUUGCUUGUAUAGCCAGUUGAAAAUGGACUUACGUUUUUCAAAAGAACGGAUACCCCGAACGUUCAGCGAAAGAGUUUUAAACUUUAAGUUGUUGAAAUCCAUUGAAAUUUGCAUACGUGGAGUGGAAAAAAGACAACAACAGUAGCUGUUAUUCCCAGAAGGGUCACUAUUACUCGAACAAUUAACGCAUUCCUGAUUUUGUCAAGUGCAAACUGAAUAAAUAUAGAAUAACAUACAUAACAAAACAAAAGAAACGAGAUGAAAAACGUAGCCAGUGUAAAGAAUUAAACUGUUGAAGCUACGCUUGGACGAGAUCAAGUGUUAUACUUUUGUUUAAAUCGAACUUCAGAAGAGAACUAAGGAAUAUGCUAAUCGAUAGCUCCCAAUAGAAACGAAAAAAAUAAGAAGUGAACUACUUCCUGCGAAUUCUAAAAAUAAAUAACCUGGAACCUAUUUAUUUAUGAUUUUACCUCCACACCGUCAAUAAAGAGUUUAUAGGGUUCCGUUCUACUGAAGGCUGCCCGUUUUCCAUCUUUUCUUGCUUGUACCAUCUUCGGAAUAAGCCUCUUCCUCAUAUCAAUCACCUGCUUAGGUAGAUCUGGGCCAAUACCGAAAUUCGACUGGCUAUCGAUGUUGCGUCGGCUAGAAAAGAGGUUUUCUCGAUCUUUAAAGCGAAGACAGCGUGCUAUGAUGGCCCUGGGUUUUUUUUGUGUUUCGGUCUUUUUACCGACGCGGUGGACUCUUUGGAACUCAAUAGAUUGGGCGUUUUCCACAUUUAACUCUUUCUCCAAGAAAGCUUUCAAAACGGGUUCAGUAUUCUCUUCCCCUUCGAUUUCUGGAAUGCCGUAGAAACGAAGAUUUUCGCGGCGGCUGUACACUUCAUAAUUUAAGAGUUGGAGACGCAAGUGAUCCAACUCCUGUCGUGACUUCUCUUCGUCAUCUCGGAGUUUUCUCUUACUGGUUUCCACUUCAUCAUUCAGGAAUUUUAUGCUUGUUUUAAGCGUAUUUGUUUCUUCGACUGUAUUUCGUACGUCUUCCUUUAAGCGGUGGAAUUCGCUUUGAAGGUUUGCGACCGUUUGAUUUAUUCGAUCCACAGAGUCCUGUAAAACAUUUAUUUGUGUGCCGAUAUUCUCCAGUUGACUUAACUUUGAUAAUAUUAGGUCCACUUUGGAGGCGAAAUCUUGUGCCAUAUUGAGGGCAGACAGAACUACGUCUUCAGAAUCGUUCUUCGACUUUGGUGGCGAUACAAUGGCGGGUGGAGCGUUCGCUUGGUCUUCUUUCACACUCUCUUUCAACCGCUUCGUUUCGGGGGAAACGGUCUCGCUGGUCGGUGAAUUACUCCCUCUCGUUUUCCGUUUAAACAGAGAUGAAAGUGGCGAUGAAAAUUCCAUAAAAAAUAUCAGAACGCAUGGAAGAGUACAACAAAAGUUACGGAGCUAACAAUCACACGUCCUUACUCAGUCAUGCUCAGUCCCAGUCCCCUCGAAAAUUGCUACAUGAUGCAAAGUCGUUUCAAGAAUCUCACGCUUUUAAAUAUUGCUGGUCAAAAGAUUCAACGAUCCUCCUCCGCAAGACCGACAAUUCUCGAAUUUACAAGCUGCGAAACUUGGAAGAUCUAGAAGAACUUCUUCUAAGCCUCAACCGUCCCAUAGAAGAAUAAUAAUAAGUAAUAUUAUGCUCUUCGCUAUAACACUUGAAAAUCUAUAAUGGCAGGUGAAAAGAAAAUUACUACAAGCAAACGUGAAAUCUCUGAGCGAAAAAUUUUACUCAAAGAAUUGCCUUAUUAUAAUAAUACAGGAAGUCUUAUAAUGCUUUAUGGCCAGUUUAAUAAUAGUCUACUGGACAAACACCAGCCAACAAAAUAUGAGUUAAAAAUUUGCCUAGCCUCUAUGAUAUUAAUUUAUUUGACCUUAAUACUAUAUUAGAUUCAAACAUUAGCCCUUAUGAAAACUUACACAACAAUCAAAUAAAAAGUAGAAAUUUUUCUCCUCAUGCUUUUCACCACGCCAAAUCCACAUGGCCAGAUAAUUGCUUUUCUUUAUUUCAUAAUAACAUAACUAGCUUGAAUCAGAACCUAGAAAAUUUACAAACAUAUUUUAGAAGAAACUGAUUUUCACUUCGAUGUUAUAGGAAUCCCUGAGACGAAAAUUACCAAUGCAAAUUUAGAAACUUCAUCAUUUAAUAUUCGGGGAUAUAGAUUUGAAUUCGUGCCGACGCCUCUAUAGCCUUUGGAGGCGUUGGUCUUUUCAUAGAAAAACAAUAUAACUACCGCGUUAUUUAAAAAACUGCUCAGAAAUAAUGAAUUCCAAGCGUUGUGGAUAGAAAUAUCUUUUGUCAAGAAAAAAAAAUUAUAUCUGCGCUAUUAUGUAUAGGCAGCACAACAAUCCAGAUCGUUUCUUGCAAUAUUUUGAAGAAUCAGUUGAAAAAUAUUCGGCCACAGGAAAGCAACUUUGUAUCCUAGGAGACUAUAACCUCGAUCUUUUGAAAAUUUAAAACUCAAAAUAUAGUCAUGACUUUCUAAUGUGCCUUCAAAGCUGCUAUCUCAUUCAAACAAUUGAGUUCUCCACUAAUAAUUCUAUUCUAAGAGCUCCGUCCUAUCCUAAACCAAUUUUUGCUCGUUUCAGUCAUUAUCAGGACAAAGAUUAUGUUCUUUCCUUACGUAAGAACUUAAAAGGAACCAGCAUCGGUUUCUCAGAUGAUUUCCCGAAAGAAAUUGAAGAAAUUCGUAGGAAACUUUAUCCAGUGCUUUAAAAGGUCCAGCAGGAUAAGCAAAAAGCCUUCUUUAAUUUUGAUAAAUUGAUUAUCAACGGCCAAAUAUACAGAGGAAAAGAAAUUAAAGACCUUCCCUAUUAUUGUAAAAUGGCAAAAAAAUUAUUGAUGGUCUAACUCCAUGAUCGGUUUCAAACUGAACAGUGAAUCCAUGUCCACUAGAUGUUAAGAGUGGUUGCCAGAGAAAACCGGCAAAAUGUUAAAAAAUUCAACGGAAGGGGGUCAACAGAAUAAGUUCCUACUAACAUCACAGAUAGGUCUGGUAGAGUAAUGGACAAAUAUACCAAACAUAGGUUCUUCACUGUUCUUUUAUUAGAGAUACGAGCAUCACUUUAUUCGACCCCCUCGGACGCCAUUUUUAUAAGCUAAUUUUCACCAUUUUCUGAAACUCACAGAACCCUCAAAAUUUAACGAACGAAGUUUAUUUCUUGUAUGCGAAACAAGACAUCACAGAACUACUUUCUAAAACCAUAAGAUUUGUUUAGUAGCCAAGGACAAGAUUAAAAUUUUCUUAUUUUAUCUGACCUAAACCCAGUGUCUGCAAACGAGCAAAACAUUGGGCAUUUUUGAAUUGAUCUACAGCGCACAACUAAAACGACAGAACAACUCUCACAGCCAAAUUGCAGUCUACUAUCAUCCAUGUAACCAAAACACUAAUAAUCAUUUUGGGCCAUUGAAACAGGAAGAAAUUAGAAAAAUCAAAUUUGUUAUAGUUUCCAAGCUUUUUCUUGCAAACAGGCCAAUCCCUUCGUGUUUGUUUUAAGUCCUCUUCGUGAAUUUUCUUUCAUAUUUCGCUGUAAAGUAUGUUCAGCAGCUGGAGGACAUAUCAAAAAGCUCAAAAUACUACCUAGGUUACAUUUCACAUUUCUAUUGUUUUCCCUACACCACCACCACCACCACCACCACAUUUCUAUUGUUUUCUUUCCACACCGCCACCGCCACCGCCACAUUUCUAUUGUUUUCUUUCCACACCACCACCGCCACCGCCACAUUUCUAUUGUUUCCCUCCUUGAGUUUGGCCUCUUAGGCCUUUUGAGGGAAAACAAUAGAAAUAUGGCGGUGGUGGUGGUGGUGGUGGAAAGAAAACAAUAGAAAUGUGGUGGUGGUGGUGGAGGGAAAACAAUAGAAAUAUGGUGGUGGUGGUGGUGGAGCGAAAACAGUAGAAAUGUGGUGGUGGUGGUGGUGGUGUAUAGUUUCACUAUUCACGAAGCUGUGUUGAAAAAAGUUGAGUGUGGGGUCGAUGUAGGGUCGAUAGGAGGUCGAGUAUUUGUGGAUGGAAAAAUAUAUAGAAUAAAUGAGGAGGUGGAGGUGGAGGAGGGGAAUAAAAAACAUUGAGGAGGGAAAAUAGUAAAAAUUGUAGAGGAGGAAAUAAAAACAUUGAGGGGGGAAAAUAAUAAAAUUGUGGAGGAGGGAAUAAAAAACUGGGGACGGAAAUAAAAUUGAAAAGGGAGAGGGGUAAGUAAAACAUUGUGCGCAGUGUAAAAGAAAAGGAUGGCUUGCCUUCUUUGACUAUUUUAAUAGAAUCUUUAAUCUAAUCUUUUUGCAAUUAUUUUAAUAAAGGGUCGUAAAGUUGAUUUCUUGUGUCUUAAGAAACGUGUCUGGUUUUAUUGCUAGCAAUAUUAAGUCGCGUGUUUCAAUUGAUCCUUGUUAACUCAUUAAUUGUUUUAUUGCGUGUUUUUAUAAUAAUAAGUCAAGAUGCUCCCUUGGAGUUUUCACUGCACAGCUAAUUUGUAUGCAACGGUGGGCUUGUGAACUCGCAUAAUUACCUGACUAACGGCGUGUGAAACGCUGAGACUUCAGUAGUUUUUCAUUUCCUCGAGAUAGAUAAGAGAAAAGUUCUUUCAAGAAACUACUAUCCACUUCAUUAUAUAUGGAGGAAGGCACAUAAUUAGAUGGAGGAAAGCAUUUUUUCCCUAGGUUAUAACAAUGGGUGACGUCAUGGACUCGACCCUUAUGCAUAUUAAUAAAGGGAACGCGAGGGAGCGCACCAACGAGGCUUAAUUUCCACGUAGUAUACUACUAACUUUUGAAUUAUUCAGCACAAGAAAAUCCUUGAUGUAUUUUUUCCCUAGGGCUUUUAACAUCAAGCUCGUCAAUUCUUUUGUCCUUGUUUGACACUUAGAUUGUGAAUUGUCUUGCAAGACACAAAAACCUUUCUUUAUUCUAAAAGAGAGCAGUAAGUUCCAUAACAUAAAAUUACCUAGCUAAAAAUCAUGUUGAAAUGUUUUGUUUCGGUUCGCAAUCGAUCGCACGCUUCAUCAACAUGAACGCGUCCUACUUCAACACGCAUAGGUUGGAGAGUGAAGAAAAAAAAUAAAAAUGUUAUUCACCGGCCUAGGUCGGUCAGUAUUUGGAGAAACUGUGCCCUCGGUCUGAGUACCGCCCUCGGCCUACGGUCUCGGGAGGUACUCAAGACCUCGGGCACAGCUUCUCCCAAUACGGACCUCCCAGCCAGUGUAUAACAUAUAUAUACAUAUGUGUCAUGGAAAUUCAGGAAAUUCAAAUGGUUGUUCUUAUAUCUUCUCAGGAUUUGCUUUAUUUACGGAACUAAUGUGAGUAUGUCGCGGAGUUGAAUCCCUCUGCAAGUUGCUGACCGCGAAAGAAGGUGCCUUUUGAUACAAAAAAACGAGUGCAAAUCAAAAUAUUGUCCAUCUUAAAACUUGUUUCAUUUAAAAGUUUAACCGAAAAAAUUUUUUCGGGAAAAUUUGGGUACUAAAAAAACAAGCAACGAAAGUAAUUUUGGUUGGCUGAUUCGGCAAAAGUCAAUCAAUCAAAAAAGUGGUGGGCGGUAGACAUUUCGUAGAAGGUUUUUAACAGGCUGUCGUUUCGUUUCGCUUGCCCGCCGGAAUGUUAUUUACAAAGCGAAACGAAAAUUGAGCCUGAUCUCAGGUUAAAAUCGUCCCUAAUUGGCUCAUCCAUUUCGCCCUACACAAUAAACCAAUCACAAAAUAAGAUCAAAGAUUCAACAAAUUCAGAUGACCUCUCAGGAAACAUGCGCUUCAAAUUGUCAAUCUUUGAUUGGUACAUUUCGAUCCUCUUCUCUUCGCAUUCAAUAGGGAGCCUUAACAUGUAACAUAAACGAACCAUUUUUUAGCUACGCACGUUAAUCGGAACUGAAAGCUUUUUCCUUUUAACAGGCAUUAGCAUUUCCAAAUUUGUAUUGCUAAAUGUCUUUACACUUAGAAAAAACAACUUGCGCAAAAUUACUUUUCACGAAUGCCCAAACUCUACUUCCGGUUUCACUCAGUUUACUAAAAGCCCAAAACAAGUAAUCCUCGCACACUGACUAUUCGGCGUUCUGCAAAUAUACCCCUGGCAAAACAUUGAUUUGCCGUUCGCCCAAAUUAAAAAAAAUAUGAAUAAAUAAACCCACAAAUCACCGAUUUUUGAUUUUUCUUUUUGCUACGGUCUCGUCUCCGUGAUCUCCUGGGUGAUCUAACGGGGCGGUGAUGAGUCACUACAAACCCCGAGUGAGCCAAAAAUAAUAUUUCUUUAUUCCUCAGAUGAACUAAAAAACUAGAGCUGAUCUCGAGACAUCUCCAACAACUUCCGCCCCCACUUCGGCAACAAACUGCAAGUUUACGAUAUUCCUGAGCGUCACAAAUCCUUUUAGUAUUUCAUGCUCCGCCUGAAAUAUUCCUUGAAGCCUAACGAACUCGAAGUGGUCUCGGGAUAUUUCGAACUCAUUCCGGUGUCACUACGUCAAAUAACCGAAACACACGGAAAAGGUACCAACUUGCGUGCCUAACCUUAUCCCUUACCUAGUGCAUAACUUAUAGCUAUUUUUCACAUCUUAAAUUACCUUGAGUCGCACUGGCGCAAUCGAUUAAUCCCUCAAGUUAGGAUCUCAUCUGACCUGACGGGUCACACGUGAGCCGGUUCAAACCCUGGGCAAGCCAAAAUAAUGAUUCUUUCUUCCACGAAUAAAUUAAAGAAUAAACCAAAGAACUCGAAGCGAUCUCGUGAUAUCCCGAAGUAAUUCGGUUCUCACUUCGUCAAUUAAACGAUUCAGACCGAAGAUCCAAGGACUUUGCUUGCCCAAAGCAACUUUCGGACAUUCCUGAGCGUCGCGAAUCCUUUACUUCGCGCCCCGCCGAAGUAAUAGGCUGAUUUAGCAACAGAACGGGAACGUCAUUUGACGACGGGAAAGCGCGCGGUAAGGACUAAACUCGACUUCCGGUGCCCAGUAUGCUGCUGUGCCAUUGGUCAAGCCAGUUGUUUGAUUUGCGCGCGCCGUCGUCAACUGACGUUCCCGUUCUGUUGCUAAAUCAGCCUAAUAAAGCUCUCAGGGUACUUGAGUUUCGUAAACAUUGACUUAAGACGUUCACAUUCAAUGGUAACUCAAAUACCCUGAGAGCCUUAUUAAUUCCACCAUCUCUCACUUCGUCGCUUCGGUGAAGACUAAAGAUUCGCUCCAUAUAAGGGAAUCAAGGAUAGUCUUGGAUUCCGGAUUCCAGGUACUGGAUUUCGGUAUUUGUCGGUAGAACUUGGAUUCCGGAUUCCAAUCGUUAGUCGUAUUCCGGAUUACAAACCCAGGACUCCGGAUUCCACAAACAAAAUUUUCCCGCAUUCCGGUUUCCCUUGCAUGGGGCGAAAAGAUAGCGAGCCAGCUCGAUUGCCCAACGGAAAUAACAGUCACCGAGUGAUCUUGCCAUUCAAAGAUCAAAAGCCGGCCGAUGAGGUGAAGAAACAACUCUCCCACCUGAGAAAAAAAAAAUAGGCCACAUCCUUUAAUCAGUAUUUGCGAGCCAAACAAUUGUUAAUGUUCUUAACAUGAGUGACCCUAGACCACCCUUAAUAAAUCAACGAUGAGCGGUGUUUAAUUACCAAUGUGAUCUGUGCGAUGCAAAGUAUGUCGGCUACGCGAGCCGGCAUUUACAUCCAUGCUUUUAUAACGAUGUCAUGGCGACAUCGGAAUGUUGUAUUAAACCUUUUUCGUUUAUUUUUACGAUUAAGUUACUUUGGUAAUAAAUUAGACCCUGUAAUCUACGGCACAUUUAUGCCCAAAUCCUCCAGAGAAGACAGAGGAGAGCCAGUGUUGUUUAUUUUAUUUUUUAGAACUUUUUUUUCAGAAAACUCUUUUUUUCAAUGUUAUCCUCUACUUUAAUGCGUCCCGUUUUUAUACCAGUCGACUUAACGACUCAGACGUGAAAUAGGUCUAGAUGAUUUUAACGUCUCUACCAUUAUCUCUUUGUGUAUUGAAUUGUCCUGGUUUAUUUUCCCUUAGAAAUUUCUUUGUUUCUUAUCGAAUCUGACACUGUUACGAGCCCCCACAUUUAAAAUAUUGGAAUAUUGGGGGGGGGGGGCGGUGAGAGGUGUGUUUGUACAUCCAGUGUUCGAAAAAAAAAACGUUGUAAACGGCAAGACCUAGAAUUAAAUAUUGAACGAAAAGAAAGAUGGGGCUUUUUUUAUUGCUAGGGUUUAUAUUCAUCAACAAUUAUAAUAAUAACCCAGGGCAUUUGACUAACGGUCUGGACGCUUUUAGCUUCGUUACACUAGUCGGAUAAGUAAUCAAAUCAAAUCAAUCAACUUUAUUUAAACACGGUAAAUGGCUCAGCAAGCUGGUUUUCAGACAUGCCGUGUGAUAAUUACAAUUUAUAAAACUUAAGACUAGUGAUUAACUAACAAUACAAUAUAACAGCAAGAAAUGAGUAUUAAAGAAAUAAGAUAAAAACAUAAUAAAAAGUUAUAUCCUAAGAUAUGUUGAGUUUAAAGCUAGUAAGAUCCCCCAUCUCACAUGUUUCAUUUAGUAAAUAUUUGGCACGAUACUGGUUUGUUUUUCAGGGGUCUCUUGGUCCAUCCAGGUUUAAUGCGGCUAAGCUCUACAAGAUCGCCCGUCUUUCUGGUCUCAACAACCCAAUGACUACCAAUGGUUUGUAACAAGAAACGAGUCAUAAUUGUUGCCCUUACCUUCGCUUCAGUUUGGAUAUACAUGACUUUUGACUACUUCACAAUCAGUUUGCAUAUUCAGCAACGCCCAUCAGAGGUACAAAAUGCGCCUACCAGUGCAAAUACUACCCCUACAGUCAUUAUGGCCGCAGUAAAAUAUCAAACAGAUAUCAGUGAAACAGACGAUUCAGAUAUGAACGAAACUUUCCAUCAAUUGAUUGAUUUCAAAGACUUGGGGAGGAAUAAGAGAGCAGUAUUGCUAUUGAUCAUCGUUAGCACUGCACCAGCAAGAUUUGAAAGAAGACAGGCAAUAAGAGAAACAUGGUGGAAACAUUGUUCUGAUGGCAAUCAGGCUCAGGUAGGCAGGCAAGAUAGGUUGUUUAUAAUUAUCACCAGUUAUCUCACGAUGACGUUAUUUUUAGUUAUUCAUAGCGAAAUUUUCUACCGACGAAGACGAUGCCGACGAUGCGACGACGACGGCAACAAGCAAAUAUCAACAGCUUUAGAUUAGAAAACAUCAACUUUGCACGUGCAUCACGCUUUGUUUUUUGUACUUUCAUUAUUGUUGUUCAAUGACCUCGGCGUCAAAUUCCUAAUUUCACGUUUUACAGAGAGGACGUGAACAAAAGACACCGAUUCUGAACUUGGAUACAGUCCUUUUGGAAUAAACCCUCAGAAACAUUCGCCACAAUUUGACAAUUAAACGCGGUCGAAUGGUAGUUAGCAGCAAAAUGUUGAAAACAGAGCGAAUUCUAGCAAAGUGACCUUUUCGUUCGGUCGCUCUUGUAGGUACAAAUAGCUCCUCAAUGAAUCAUUGGCGAAGGUGUCUAGGUUACAAGUAGAGAAAAGAGAAUUUAAGGGUGAAUGUCUGCAAAAAUCUAACAAAAUCGGAAAAAUCGCGGCAACGGUCAAAAAUCGAUUUCGCUCCUUUUUUCUGUGCAGUAAGCCUUAGGUGUUUAAUGAGAUGAGACGAAGCUAGUUUUUGAACAUAUUCUUUUUAACAGCCACAAACAAAAAACCGUCUCGACCCAAAAUAUCAAAAUUUCAAUUUUUUUUAAUCAAUGAGGCUAACUGAUGAACAUGGGACUCAUAGAUUCUAUGAUGUCUCGAGAUAUUCUCAACCUCGUCCUCACGGUGCCUUUCCCUGGCUUUUGGAUAAACUGAGAUGGACACAAGCGAUAGUCACUGCUGUCUCACAUUUUUUGGUCCAAAAUAGGGUCAGGAUUUUGAGAAUCGGACAGUACACCGCCACCAAGAAUUUUCAGGAGUACCCCCCGGGAGACUUGAAGCCUGGUAGCAAGUUUACCUGUCAGCAUCCACUUGCUAAUUAUCAGAUGCUUUAACGAUCUAUGAUCAUUUCAACACCAUCAUUUUGGAUUAAGAAAUCGACGCAAGUUUUAUGUUUGCCUGUAAUCUGAAUGAAACUAAAAAUGGCCGUUUUGUCUCCACUACCCCGUGACUAUACAGGGCCGAACACAGAAGGCAACGUUUUGAGGCAAGGGCGAGUACACCGUAAGCUUAGUCCACCUUAAUGAUAAAUAGUAGUCAAUCUUGCGAAGAAUAGCUCAUCAGAAGCCCAUCAAUCUCCCAUACAACCCCUUGGGGUCAACACUAUCUCGAGCAGAUUUAUCAACUGAAUGGUCCGCAGCGAAGGCUUCGCACGCCGACAUUAUGAUCCAUUACCAUUAUUACCAUCCUACUCAUCAUCGUCAUCAUUAUUAUCAUCAACACCCUCAUCAUAUACAUUCCCCAAAAGUGAUGAUAGCAACGUUUCAGGUUAAAACUCCGUAGUUUUCAAUUGCAUUUUUGUCCUUAGUAUUGUUAGGCCGUUUUUUACAUGAGGAAACUUUUAAAGCUUGAUUUUAGGUGACGUGACACGAGGAAACAUCUCUUUUUCACAACCGUAGUGUUCCGCGCGUUUUUGCUUUUUGUUCCUUUAAUUGCUUUAGGAACAACCUAGGAACGCACAAGAAAGGAACUUUCUUUGCACAAUAGGAACAAAGGUCGGCAAAUUUCGGAACAAUCUGGUCCGUUAGCAGCAAAUUGGAACACAAAGUUCCUUUUUAUUCUAGUCAAAAGGAACAGCUGGUUCCUCUUUUAUCCUUUCAGGAACAAAAGGUCCUCUUUCAACAGUUCCGAUUUCCCUUCAUGUUCCUUUCGAAGUGAUUGGGAAACAAAUGUUCCCAAUCUAAUUUCUCGCUCGACACAGUAAGGAACAAAUUGUUCCUAUUUACUGGCAUAUCUACUGCUGUUCGGAACGCCCUGUUCCCUUUCGGUUCAAAUUGUACCUAUUCAUGUCCAACAGGAACGGAAUUGUUCCUAAUCGAGGUGGUUUUUUUGUUCCUCAAGAAGAGUUUUAUGUUCCGCGUAUAAAUGGGAACAGGUUCCGAAUCUGUGACCAAGGAACUAGCGUUCCAUUUUGCGCAAAGUGUAAAAAGGAAUAAGGAACAAUAGUUCCUGUUAAUCGUACGCUAUAUGAAACUACUGUCCAUCACCUCCGCUAUACAAAUUUACCAAAACAUAUAUCCGUCAACAAUCAAGUUAAGUACGAGACUUGCCCGCUACAUGUUUAAUCUUGUUUGGGCUUGCCCGCGCAAGUUCAGGCUUGUGUCUUUGUUCCUUUUGAUUAAUUGUGUACCAAAUACGGACAAGAAAACAAUGGGGCAAGGGCAAGAAUGACCAAGUGUGGGCAGACAUGGACUAACAAAUAUCUCAUUGAUGUGAAGUAUAUGAAAUAAUUCAUUUUUGAACUGCGGUUGUAGAUGAAAGUGAAGAAUGAUCAUCGCAGUAAAUUUCCAAUGAUCUCUUGGGGACCCUUUUGCUAGUAUAAGUGCAUGCACACUUCAGAAAGAUAUCGAUUUCAAGCUAAUGCUUAAGAUGAACAAACGAGGCAACGAUGUCAACUGGUCAAGUUAACAAAUGCAUCGCCUAAACCAAAAAGACUUCACAUAGAAGAGGAUGACUCUGAUGGUCUUUUUCACUACCCAGUGCAAAUUUCUAACCACGAUGGAUUCACUACGCAAAGAGGCUGUAAAAAACACGUAAAGAACAAACACAGUUGGUACUAUCACGUCGACGAGAAGCCAGACAGUGCUCAAAUCGAUACGCUUAAUGUCGAUGAAACCAACAAAUGUAAAGCCAGUGAUCAGAAGAUUAUACCACUUAAAAGCAGGGCAACUGCCUCUUUUGACCCUACAAACAACAUUGCCAAGAACUUUUUUCGUGGCUAACUGACAGUGGUGGGGGCUGUAAAAGUUAACGACAAGCACAACAGAUCGUAAGUAAGUGCUUAAAGUUUCUCAAGUUUUGUUGCAAAGACGAAGAGGAGCUGACAUUUGACAUUGUGGACUUAAGUUAUGCUCACCGAAUCUCCUUUUCAAGUUUGUUGAUACGAUGCGUGAUGAUUGGAAUCUGGGACACGCGGGAGGCAUAGGCUACUUGGAUGCCAUUGCAGAAUUGGUGGAUUAUCGAAAAGUGAAUGGAGCAUCGGAAUCAGUAUUGAGAGGGCUGGCUUCAACAGAAGUUUACUAGAAAAAAGUGCGCAAAACCGUUUCCAAAAUGAUGCGCUUGCAGUGGACCAGCGAACUGGACAUCGAUGCCUUACAAGCCAAGGGGCACUGGGCCACACUAGAAGAACUGUUGGAAGUCGUGGGGCGCUACUUGACUCGCGGACUGAAAUUGCCUGGCUACUGAAAUCAUGCAAGGAGAAACUGGGUGCUGGUCUGCCAAUAGAUUUAUCUUUUGCCACCAAAUUUUUGGCCGUCUAUUUAUUUAUCAAGGUCAAGGGCUCGAGGCCCAUGACAUAUCAGUACUUAACGGUGGAAAUGGUGUACAAAGUCAAGACUAACGGUGGAUUUAUAGACCAGAAAAUGUUCAAAAUGGUUGGAAAACUUGGCUUCGAUUCUCUUUACCUGGCUGAGACGAGCAUGCAACUGUUGGAUGGCUACAUCAACCACAAUCGCCCCCUACUCAGACCGACCUGCGACUUUGUUUUGGUGACAAGAAAUGGAGAGCAGCACAAUAAGCUGGGAGAGCUAAUGAGUAAACUGCUCUUCGAUGCAACGGGCAAAUACGUUCACUCAACUCGCUAUCGACAGAUUGUGGAGACUGCGAGUUGCAGGCAGCUGUCAGGGGCACCCAACGACAAUUUUCGGAAAAUUAUCUGUUCGGAAGACGAUUUGAGAUCUAGAAUUUUCGGAUCAUUUUCUGUAAAAUUUCUUGCUUGCCUGCUUCUCCUAGGAUUUUCGAACAUCAAAAAAAAGGUAUAAUUGCCCAUUUUUAACGGAUUUUUACCCUAAAAAGGUCACCUAGAAUUUUCGGUAGCCUUUUUUCUGGCUGAAAUUUUCGGAAAGGUAGAUCUUGAUCCCUAUAAUUUUCGGAUCACUAUACUUUCAGCUAGGAAAUCCGAACAGAUGAAAAAUUUUUAGGGGAUAAAAAUAAGCCUUUAUAUACUGUUUAAAUACUAAAGUACGUUCAACAAUGCUAUGUUUAUGUGGUUUUGAACUAUAUUCUCGUUGGGUGCCUCUGAGCUGUGCAGCAGAGUGCAGAGCACAAUCUCCGAGGACCAGAAACAUAGCUCUGUUAUUGUAAGGGUUCACUAUCAGAAGCAGCGAUCGCGCGAGGUGGCGAGCAAAGCACAUGAACAUUUGGAACGAUUGCACGGGGAAAAGGGAUCCAAGCAAAGAAAUAGACGUAAGCUCGAGGCUUUCAGGCAAUUCUGCGUCUUCUGAGGAUCAAAAUGGCAGCAAAACCGUUACUUCCCCUAACAACGAAGGAGAAACAAUCACAGAAACACCACCCAAUCGUCUUUCAGGUGUCCCGAGACUAAAGCGAGAAAAUGCGUUUAUAUUGACAGAUUUCCCGGCCAAAGCUGUUCACCAAAGCUGGUUGGCUAGAAAUCCAGCCUUGGCUUGAAGAACUUGACACUUGACUUGUGAAAUGCUCGCUAUCGCUUUCCUCCCCGUUAUCCUCUAGGUGUUUUUUUAAUUUUCUUUGGCGCUUUCUUUGGCCCUUGUGUACCUAUAGCACUAAAGAAAAAUGCCACACUUUGUACUCCUGCAAAAAAUGAUGUCGAAAUCAGGCCAGGUUUGCUUAUUCAACCGAUCGAUUCGUAAUAAGGAUUCAUAAUUGACAUUUCAAUUCAUUUUGAAUACAAACCUUGCAAUGCCUUGUCGCAAGCGUCUCGCGUCCUGCACACCUCGUUCCAUCCUCUCUGUAGGCCUUCAUCGAUAUUGCAUCUACGCUUACAACUCGCUACACUACAUUUGUCCACGACUAUUGGACUUAAAUUAAAAAGCACAAAGCAGCUCCUUUAAUAUUCUCACUGUUCAGUUGUCGACGAGGAAAAUUUGCUCUUCGCUUGCUCAUCGUGAAGCGAAAGCAUGUCACUUCACUGUGAAUAAUUAUAUCAAUGAAAUUUUCCCAGUAGACAAAUUCUGACACCCUUAUCCAUCGCUCAACCUUAGUCACACAGAGUUAUUGCGUAAUCCAAAAUGGGAUAAUUGACAACUAAAGCUGAAGAGUAUUUGACCUAAAUUAGCGACUUGAUCCCGUUUCCGUGAAAUCCGCGAGAUCUGCAAAAUCCUAUGACAGAAAAACCUUCUUUGUGAUGAAUUCCAGCCACUGAAAUCCACAUGAACUGCCAGUUUUACCCUAAAAAAAUAGAAACAAUAAUAAUAGUAAUAAUAAUAAUAAUUAUUAUUAUUAUUAUCAUUAUUAUGAUUGUUAUUAUAUAUCUUAUCCGCCGUUUCCGUGAAAUCCGUUGUAUCCAGCCCAAAAACAGAGUUUCUUCUUUGAUACCUUCAUUAAAAUUCUUAUUUCCGUUAAGUCUAAUAGAAUACAACUCUGGUGUUCGUCAAUGUCAAUUAUAACGUUAUUCCGGUGGAAGGAUUUUCCGGAUUUGGCGGAUUUAGUUGAUUUUUUUCUCUAUUUUACUCAAUGUGGUUUAGAAACAGGAGAGUGAUGUAUGUGUUUGUUUUGAUUUAACCCUCAAAGUUCUCAUUGAACGAUACAAGCAGUAUCAUGAAGUAAGAUCGCCCUGGGUAAGCCCUUGUUUUCUGGUAUAAAUUUAAGGCUAAGAUCUCUUCAUACAGUCUAGGAACAAGCGUUCCUUUCAAUGGCCAUUCCUCUCACGAGGAACGCUUUCGCGGAAAAACGUACAGAUUUAUUUGCAGUUUUUAGCAAAAGAUCUGAGAAUGUGCUUUUUAGCUUUUUCCUGCAUAAAACUACUAAGAGAUAUAGUUUUAGAAAGAUCUUCGCAGUACUGAGUAUUAUUUUAAGGCUUCAUAAAAAGGGAACUGAAUUUACGGGAAACGAUCAUUAUCAUCAUCUGAUCAUAAUCAUGAGCGGCAGCAGCAGAAGAAGAAUCACCAUCAUCAGUACCAUCUUUAUUAUCAUCACAUCAACAUCUUCACCAUUAUCACUAUCAUCAUCAUCAUAAUCAUUACAAGACCAUUUUCAUCAUCAUCAGCAUCAUCACCAUCAUCAUCAUCGUCGUCGUCGUCGUCGUCAUCGUUAUUACAACCGUUUGGAACAAAGCCAUGUUGAAAAAGAGGUGGAGUAUAUGCCAGAUUAGGUUGGACGCCAUUGUUAUUUUAUUUCUCAACCUACAAAAGCGCUCCAGCUUAAAAAAAGGGCUAAAUUUUAAUAUAAAUAAUAUUAAUAAAAUUUCAAUUGACUGCAAUGAUUGCGGCACAGUAUAUGUAUUUUGGUUACUAAAUUACAUUUACAAGUUGUUGAACUUUCUAAAAACGCGAACAUUAAUUCACAGUAAGCAAAAUCGCGAAUCGCAAAAAAAAAGUAUUCCCGCAAAAUACUAGCUAUCGAAACAAUCGCCCAUCCUCAAACAAAAAAGGAAGAAGGACACCUGAUCUAAGGUUACCAUUCACCAGAAAUGAGUGCCAGUCAGCGUAGUGGAAAGGCUGGUAUUCAGUGUUUGCACGAAUACCCAAUUUUUCACUUUUUAUUUCAACUGCAUGACUAAAUAGCCUUCUGAACUAGGCUACACAUGAUACCUGUGAUUUGCAUAAUCAUACUUUCCCUGGACAGCCGUCCAGAAAAAAAAUCUGGACCGGAAAUUUUGGAAAUUAGGAAGAGUUGUUUAUCUGCCGAUGGAAACUGACGUUGAUGGAGACAAUUUAAAAAGUUUAAAUGGGCCGGGGUUUCGAGGGGUUGCCCAGGGUAUGUUUAAGUAUCGAGACCCUCGUUCGAGUUGAUCGGCACCAGCCUCGACUUUAGAAAUAGAAAGAGUACAUGUUUAUGUUAUUAUCAAACUGCUACCAAUUUCUUUCACUCUGCACAGAACGCAAGAACUUUUAUAUGGUGAUAUUACUGAGUUUUGAAGUCGCGUUGACGUAAGUGCCUGCGUGGAUAAGAAUAAAUACUGAGACUAAUUAGAGGAAGCGAGUGUGACUCACGCAGUCGAUUCCUUAUUUUACAGUUAUAGUCCAGAAUGAAAGCAACGCUUUGAAAAACACACUAUUUUAUCUUACCUGUAUCAUUUAAGCAACACAAUGACAACAAAUCACUAUAUAAAUGAGCCAAAAUUGUCAUUUAUCUAUCUCAAAUCUAUCGCGUGAUGCCUUGUUGUUUGUGACCUAAAUUUUAGGUCAGAUUGAGAUUUAUCUGGAAAUUCAGACGGUGCUCGCUCGAAACCUUUACGAGAUCCCAGAAAAACAAAACUGUAACUUUUAAGGACUCUAUUUUAGGAAUUUAUGGUAGCAAUCUCAACGAUCUUCAGGCACUACCACAUGCCUUUCUAUCGCGAUGAUUUAACCCUACUUUUGCAUGUCCUUGAAGGGCUGUAAAUGUUUUCUUCAAAUUUCGAGUUUAUUUCUUACACAAAUAACCCGAGACGAAAACUAUCCAUUUGUCUUAGUAAAACAAGGCCCCUACUGAAUAGUUAUCGUGAAAGAAGACUGGCUGCUAUGGCUUAGAUCGAACACGAUCAUUUUGAACAUAGUGAAAUUUUUAGCUGGCGCGUAUCCAAAUACGGCUAAUUAUUUUUAACGGUUUAUUUCAAAAGAAAAGAGUAUUUCAAAAAACUAGUUCUAUUUUACUGAAGGUAGUACAUUAGCCUUUCCAUGGACGAAAAAUGAGCCAAAUCGAUUUUUUGACUGUGGCCACGAAUUUUCGAUUUUUGUUUCAUUUUUACUGACAUUCACUAUUAAUCUGGUGGGUCUGCUUCUCCUGAAAACAUCUUGUUCCAUCAUUUCAUCAUUUUCGUUUCCUGUUUUUAUCUCACGUAUUUUAUGGAACAUUAGCCUGUUUCAGGCUCCGAGAUAGUCGGGUCCACUGAACUGAGAAAGCGCGAACAUGAAAAUAAAACGGGAGGAAACUGGGAGAGGAGGGGCUAUCCCUUCCUUUUAGGCAGGUACAAAAGUCGGACCGGAUCAAUUCGGACCGCCAGUCCGGGUCGGAUCAACUCGGAUCGACUCGGACCAACUCGGAUCGAAUAAAAAAUUGAAAAUAAAAUAAAACUGUACUCGGAUCAACUCGGAGCAAUCAAAAAAAUUAAAUCAGCAAAACUGAAAGUUUAACCCAUUUGGAGGGUCAAAAAAGGCCAGAUCAUCCUUGGCUUUCAGGCGCCAUUUUGUUUUACUAGGGCCAGUUCCUCUCGGAUCAUGUUAUAAGCUCGUGGUUGUGGUUGGACAGUAAAGAAAUGAUAGUUUCAGUCGCCUAGAAUGUAUAUAUUUUCUUAUUUAUUAGACUAAUGAAUUAUUUAUGACAAAAUCAUCAAAAGCCUUGUCUGUUGAUCGCAUUUAGAUAGUUACCGAAGAGUGUUUGUUUGUUUGUUCCUGUUUUUUUUUUUUUUUUCUGCACGACUUCUGAAACUUAAUUUCAAUGAUACACUAGUGAGCAGCACACAUACAUUUCCAGUGAAAAAUUUCAACUUGGAAGGAGGAGAAACCAUGCUCGCCCAGGACAAAGGAAAUUUCCAUGCCCAGGGCAAGAAUCGAACUCGCGACCCUCCGGUUCAGUGGUUGGAACGUCCGAUUUUCAUGUAGUAUUCGGAGGGUCGUGAGCUCAAUUCUCGCCUUGGGUACGAAAAUUUUCUUUGUCCCGGGCGAGCAUGGUUUCUCCUCCUUCCAAGUUGAAAAUGUUCACUGGAAGUGUAUUAUGCUGCUCACUAGUGUAUCAUUAAAAUUAACAAAAAUAAAAAUAAAAUUAAUUUACGCAACCACGAGUUCGUGAAAAAAAAAACAAAAUGGCGGGUGAAAGUUGAGAGAUACCGACUGAUUUUAUUUUUCUUUUUAUAAUGCGAGUUGUUUUUUUUUUUAUGAUCCGAAUUGAUCCGAUUCCAGUUUUAUUUUAUUUUUAUUUUUUUAUUCGAUCCGAGUUGGUCCGAGUCGAUCCGAGUUGAUCCGACCCGGACUGGCGGUCCGAGUUGAUCCGGUCCGACUUUUGUAACUGCCUCUUCCUUUUUCUUUUUCCCGCUCCGCCAACUCUUCGCAUGCCUUUCAGUUUCUUGUCUUCGCCACUAUCUGAGACCCUGGAACAGGCUAAUGGUAUAUGUGUGAAAAUCUUCAUUACGAAUCGGUAUAGUAUAUUUCAAAGAGCUACUCAACGAGCAAGAUAACUAUUGACUGACAACAUACAGAUCAGGGGCACCCGCAGUGUCAACUAUUACUAGUACUACUCUAGAGAACUGUUUCUCUUAAAUUUCGUCUUAUUCUCGUCCUUAUGUAUAUAUAAGUUUAAUAAGUUUAAGUUUAAACUUCUACUAGGAAAACAAAACACACAAGCUAAAGAGGUCUAUUAACGGGCCCGAAAAGCUGUUGUCGUUUACAUUAAAGCUCGAAGUUUCAGUAAGUUUACAAAUAACAUGAUAAAACUAUCAGUAUAUAAUUUGAAUAUUUGAUUUGAUUUCGGGCCCGCAAAGUUACGGGGACUUUCGAGAAAUGGGCCCCGGCAUAGCCCCUUGGCGUUCUCGGCUCGGUCAAUCCUGGGCCGGGUUGUUCCAACCUCGUCCCCAGAGCGCUUUUCCCUGGCUUUGGAGGUGGGGCGGGAAAAGGCCCUGGCAUUGGCCGGCCAAUCCGUCAUUUUUAUUGGUUGAUUGAUUUAGGUAAUUCAUGUAAGAAAAUGGCAAAAUGAAAAUAAUUUAUGCAUUACACCGAGAUCGAAAUGGCGGAAAGUAUGUCCACUACAACGAAGAUUUUUGAAAGAAAUCCAGCGGUUGUUCUCAUGAGAGUCGCUACAUACUUUGAAUAUUCAGCAAGGACGGCUUGUCUAAAGAUCUGUAUUCAAAAGUUUAUAAAACCUGUCGUAUAAGAAUUUCUGAGGGCAAUACGAGGUCAGCAGUGUUAUGUACGAGUGGGCUUACAAUCGUAGACAAGAUGGACCAGUUUUUUCGGAGGACUCAAAGCAAUCUGUAGACAUAACGCCUGAUCUAAGCUCAGAAUAUUCUGUAAAGCGGUGCGUUGAACUUUCACCGUUUUCGUAUCAACCGUCGAAGCGUCUAUCAAAGGAUAUGUCACUCGAAAGCUUCGAUGUGGAUGAACCGCAAUAAAAGGGGGUGAUAGGCCAACACGACUUUCACUUCAUGCCAAAAUGAUGCUUGUUAUCAUAAGUUAUUUUUCUCUGCUGGGUAGAUUAUGCUCUGGAAGGUUUUACAUUUUCACUGAGCAAAUGUGAUUUUAACCGCUUGUUUCACACUGAGAGGUCAUGGCACACACUUCGAUUUACCGUGGUUUUUGUUUCUGGUCGGCAGGAUUUGCCCUCUGAUGCAAGAGCAGUUUCUUUGACCUCUUUUCAAGCGUAAAGCUUUUUAUUACGGUUGAGGGUUUUAAUUUUCUCCAAAGUGCCUUUUGGAGCUGAAUAACUAAGCGAUUUUCUUUAGUCCCUGAAUGUUGUUUUUCUGCAGUGUUGUAUCACGCUGGUCCCAGGUUGUUAGUUUUCUUAUUAGCUUUCCAGGGUGUUAAAUUAUAACGGAUAGUGAUUUACAGGUCCAAAUUUGGAUUGUUUUGUUAUUGCCACUUUGUGAUCAGGCAAGACCAUGGUUUUGGUUCGCCACGCGAACCUCAUUGGUUUCCGGGUUGGCUUCGUGCUUAGUUGCUUGUACAAUUAGAAUAACUUUAGUUGUUCUUUAUCGUGGCGAGAACGGUACAGCCGUGAAAUAGUAUCGACUUGCCAGAUCCAGUUGGGAAGACUCCAAUAACAUCCUAGCCUUUCAGGAUAGAUUCGAAACACUUUAAAGUUUAGAGGUUUAAAAUUAAGUGAUGGAAAGUUACCGUUUCAGGGAAAAUCCGACCCGGCGAAGCACCGAUAAAAACUCUGGUCUAACUCCAUCUUCGAUGUUUUAUUUAUCGUAUACGAUCGUAUGCUAAUUUAGUACAGGGCCUUUUCCCGCCCCAACCCCAAAGCCAGGAAAAAAGCGCCCUGGGGACAAGGUUGGGGUUGUUCAAAGCAGGGUUAAGAUAACUCAGGGUUAGGCGAAAUAUAAAUUCAGAUCUUAAAACUUAAAAAGCAAAUUCAGUUUAUUUCUUUUUGCUUGCAAUGUAAUGAAUUGAUGGUCUAUCAAGAAUAGUGAAAAUUGUCCGGGAAAAUGCUUUUGAGCAAAAGAAUAAGAAACCAAGAUUAAACUUUAAUCCUGAGUUAGCGCUAAUCGGCUUUCGACCAACUGGGUCUUGGACUCUACCGUGAACUGUGACGUCACCGAGAGAGACUCUCCCGUUCUUUCCCAGACUUCGCGCGGACAACGGGCAAGAUAGAACGCCUAGGGACUAGGCUGGAGUCCCAGGGCUUUUCUCUUGGACUGUGGGAGUGUUCCAUCCAAGAUUUACAUGAGAAAGGCCCUGAGGAUGGCUCACACGACAGCCGGGACAUAAGGGGCAGUUCUAACCUCGUGGGUAUAACUUGAAUUUCUCUUUCUUCAGGUUGAAUGUGUCUUCAUGACUGAUGGACUCAUAACAAACCGAACUCAACGUAACCUUAUAUUAAACGAAAAGGGUAAAUACAAGGAUGUUAAGCUUCAGCGUCUCAAAGGAGGCCGUGAGUUUGGAUUCCGCUUCCUUAACCAAAUCAAAUGGGCAGCGGCGAAAUUUAACUUUCAGUACCUACUUAGAAUCGAUGAUGACUACUUCCUGUGUUUAAAAAGGCUUCUUUCUGAGCUUCCAUUGAGGCCGAAACAAACUCUAGUCUGGGGAUUUUUCCACUGUGAAGCAGGAAUCACAUGGAUGGAUGAAGCAUUUAUGAUAUUCUCUGAAGAUAUCAUUCAAACGUUCUUGGCGCAGAACGAAGGCUCGAUGUUGUGUCAUCCACAUGCGGACCAACAAAUCAUGUUGUGGCUGAGCAAUAUUCUACAAAAAACAUACUUCCACGAUACUAGGUUACAUCAUGCGCCUCCAGCGUCAGUUGUUGCUCAAUUUAGUAACAUCUCGAAUGUUUGUGACUCCUAUUUGGGCGCGCAUGGAGCAUACGUUAAGACCAUGUAUUAUCUCGGGCUGAGGGCUAAUGACAGCGCCAAAGAGUUUUCAACUAUUCCUGAUUUUGCAAGAUUUUGUACCACAAAGUUUGAUCAUCGUGUAUUUAAUCCUGAGUGGCGAUAUGAGCCCAAGCCCUGCAAAGAUAACCCAACAUGGAACUUGGGAAAUGAAAUGUGGUUUGGUAAAGAAGCUGGUCAAGGAAGGUAACCUGAAAUUAAUUUUUUAGAAAAAAUAAAAACGAUAGAAGGCCGUGUUUUAGAGGAUGUCAAGGAAUGGAAUUUUGUUGUCCCGUUUUUAAUUCACUGGUGGUGAAAUUGAUAUUUUUAUGGCUAUUCAAAUGCUGCAAGAACCUUUAGCACAGUGACGUUAAACAGUGAAAGUAUCAUCAACGCUCCGAAACCAAACUGAAAGAGAAGGACAAAAUUUGCCGUUCAUGACCCAUCUAGUUCUUUUAAACGUUAACAAGAGAGUUACCGACAGGUAUUCAGCUAGUAUUUCGAAUAAAGUUUGAUGGAAGUUGUAGUUAUUUUGCGUAAAGUUGGUUAGUUUAUGAUUUUUCGCAUGUUGUAUAGUUCGCAGUAUAUUACAAAUUUUUCCAGUACCUUAUUGUGGCCUUUAAAAACUGAUUUACACACAAUCCCGUUUUAACUUAGCAAAUAGUCAUUUCUUAGGCUAUAGGUGAAUCCUUUUUCACACCUGUAAUGCUUUUUUUUGCCUC